AUGCGGAUUGGUCUCGACGCUUCCUUCACACUCAUACCUCCACCUCCCACCCAAGUGACUCAGGCCUGUGCCACAUCUGACCUCCCAUUCAACCGACGCGUGUCCUGGUGGCGUGGUGAUACUGAGCCCUCACUUCACCCACAACCAUUCUCGUGGGGCAGAGAUGGGACAAAUCAACAACUCCUCACAGUGGAGGAGAACAGAGGUCGAAGCACUCAACACUGCCUGAUUGAAGGAGUCGAUAGGUGUCAAAGGAAACCGUUGAAUGUGUCUCACGCCUGUCUCCUCGGACACGCACAAAUUCCUCCCUUCAACUGUGUUGCUGCAACAGCCAAAACACACAAAACUGCUGCCUCCUCCUCCUCCUCCUCCUCCUGCUCGUCCUCCUACGAGCCCCUUUUUGCUUUGGCCUUUGAGCCAUCGUAG
This is a messenger RNA of Hydatigera taeniaeformis, 426 nucleotides long. The record is from the annotation of a GenBank genome assembly. NCBI's taxonomy places the organism in Eukaryota, Metazoa, Platyhelminthes, Cestoda, Cyclophyllidea, Taeniidae.